AUGUCGCAGGAAACCAUUGAUACUUUCAUGGCCAUUACCAGUGCUGAGAACAGCGAUUUGGCAAAGCAUUUUGUGGAAAUGGCCGGUGGGAACUUGGAAACAGCAAUCUCCCUAUUUUUCGAGCAUGGUGGUAAUGCUCAAUUGAAUAAUCGCAACCCUUCUUCAAAUCCUGAAGAAUUGGCGGAGCAGACUCAACUAUUUCAACAGCAGGAAGAGGACAACUACAGGGCACCAGAUGAAGCUCGACACGAGACGCUGGUUGAUACUCAUGUCUUUCCUUCUACUUUCGGUGGCAUUGGAGGACGGUUUGAGCCUUUGCGUAACAUUAGAGGUAUGUUUGACGACUCCAGACCCCAAGGCGUGUUCAAUCAACGAAUUGGUGAUAAUAAUGAAGAAGACUCAGAAUUCUCAGAAGAAGAAAACUAUAGGCAAGACUAUGAAUAUACCGAGGAGACUGUCAUGGAAUUGGAUGAUGACGGAAAUGUUCGAGAGUACACCAAGCUAGUACGGAAACCCCGGGAAAUGACCAAAGAACAGAAGCUCGCAAUGCUUUUCAGACCGCCUUUUGAUAUGAUGGCAAAGAUUGGUUUAGAUGACGCUAAGCUUCGAGGUCGCGAAAAGCAGAAAUGGAUUAUGAUCAACAUCCAGACUGUGGAUAUUUUCCAAUGUCAAGCUUUAAAUCGCGAUGUUUGGGCCAAUAAAGACGUAAAAAAGCUGGUGAGAGACAACUUUGUAUUUUUACAAUACCAGUUCGAUUCCCAAAAUGCACAACCUUACAUUCAAUUUUAUGGGCCGAAGGACAAGGAAGAGUUGCCACACGUAGCCAUUCUCGAUCCAAUCACCGGUGAACGAGUCAAGCAAUGGAACCGUGACGUUCCCAACCCGUUGCACUUUAUUCAAGAGGUCGAGGAUUUUCUGUCUCAGUUCUCCUUGCAACCGGGAUCAACUAAUCCAACAGUUAAGGAAAGCACUCCAAAAUUAGACCCCACAUUACUUUCAGAGGAGCAGCAGAUGGAGCUGGCGAUUCAAGAGUCCCUAAAUCGGGAAUCGAGUGUAGGGAGCGAUACACGAUCAGUGACGGAGGCUGUUCCCCAAACGCAUGAAACGGAAAUCCAAAGUGGUGACCCUCAUAUGACGCUUUUUGAUUCUAUCGCCGCGCAAAAGCACCAGGAACCGGCAAACCAACCGGGUAUCACAACCAGAAUUCAAAUCAGAACUGGUGAUGGUCGAAGACUGGUGAGACGGUUUAAUGCAAUGGAGGACACGGUGCGCACAAUUUUUGAAGUGGUAAAAGGCGAGGUCGACGGUUUUGAGUCCCAAUAUUUUACACUGAGUGACCAUGCCCGAGAAAAUUUACUUAAUAAGCUGGACGAAACCAUCAGCGAUGCUGGUCUGAAGAAUAGCUCUUUGCUACUAGAGUUGGUCCAAGAUUGA
Lachancea nothofagi CBS 11611 is the source of this 1434-nucleotide messenger RNA. The record is from the annotation of a GenBank genome assembly. Lineage: Eukaryota; Fungi; Ascomycota; Saccharomycetes; Saccharomycetales; Saccharomycetaceae.